GGAUGGGAGGCAGAGGGCUCCACACACACACACACACACACACACUGAGCUGGUGCCAAAUGUGGUGUAACCCCCCAAUAGAAGAGAGAGAGUGUGUGAGUGUGUGUGUGUGUCCUCUUGGCAGGCGGUGAGAGGAGUGAGUGUGUGAGUGUGUGUGUGUUCCAUACAUCAUCCCAGCGAGAGAGCAGAGAGGAGGAGAGAGACAACUUCACCCUAAGCGGCGCGCACAGUCCAGCAGGAGAGCGCGCAGCGUGCACACACCCGUGGUCCGCGCUCGUCUGUGUGCGGGUUUGAUUCCGAGAAGAGGAAGAGAAGCGGAAAGUUAUUCCGAGUGGGGAUGCAUCUGUGAGCUGACUUCCACCAAAGUGUCGGGACUUCGUCAGCGGUUGCGUUCAAGUGGAUGAUAAUAUUAUUCCGAAGAAUAUUAUCACGGGGAGUGCGUGCGCACAAGGAUCCGGGCUCGAUUGCACGCGACCGGCAGGAGCAAACUACAGCAUGAUUGUGCUUUAUCUCAUCUUUUGCCUUAUGGCCACUGUCGCCACACGAGCAGCCUACUUCUCCCAGCAGCCUCAGGACCAGGUGGUGGUGUCGGGGCAGUCCGUCACUCUACCAUGCGUCAUUGUGGGCUACCGGGGUAUGGUGCAGUGGACCAAAGAUGGACUGGCGUUGGGUGGUGAGAGAGACCUACCAGGCUGGACGCGCUACUCCUUAAUGGGCGACCCGCUAUCAGGCGAGCACAGCUUGCUGAUCGAUUCGGCAGAGCUGGUGGAUGAUGCCGUGUACGAAUGUCAGGCAACACAGGCGGGCCUGCGCUCCCACCGUGCCAAGCUCACUGUGCAAGUCCCUCCCUUGGAUCCCGUAGUGGAGGGCGGUCCUGUCGUGCGUCUUAAAGCACACACGCCAUACAACCUCACCUGCAGAUCCUCGGGGGCCAAACCGGCCGCUGAGAUCACCUGGUACAGAGAUGGCGAAGUCAUGGACACAACCAUUUACUCCAAGACACUGAUGGAGGAUGGGAAGAGGGAGGCAGCUGUCAGUAUGCUUCCAAUCAUCCCGGAGGACAGCGACUCCGGCCGCACCUACACCUGCAGGGUUCUUAACCCAGCUGCCCCUGCUGGGAGACAGACAUCCAUCACUAUCAAUGUCCAACACCCUCCUGCGGUGGUUUUAUCAGUGCAGCCUCAGACGGUGACCGAGGGCGCCAAAGUGCUUUUCAUAUGCACUGCUUCAGCCAAUCCAGAAAUCACCGGCUACAGGUGGUCUAAAGGAGGAGUACCCAUCUCCGAGGCAAACGGGGACAGCCUUGAGGUGACGGUGGACUACUCGUACUUCACAGACCCAGUUUCCUGUGAGGUGUCCAACUCUGUCGGCAGCACCAACGUUAGCACCCUGGUUGAUGUUCAAUUUGGCCCCAGAUUGCUGUCAGGGCCCAAGCCAAUGACGAUGGACAUUGGCAUGGAUGCAGCCUUCACAUGCACAUGGACUGGAAACCCUCCUUUGACCCUGGCCUGGACCAAGCAGGGCUCAAGCGAGGUGCUUAGCAACAGUAACACCUUGCAGCUGAAAGCCGUAACGCAGGCGGAUGCUGGGACUUACACCUGCAAGGCCAUCGUACCUCGAAUCGGAGUUGCAGAACGAGAAGCCACCCUGACUGUAAACGGCCCACCUAUUAUCACAGCAGAGGCCACACAGCAUGCAGUCAAGCACUCCAAGGGCAAGCUGGAGUGCCGGGUGGGAAGCAGCCCGCCGCCUUAUAUGAUUGUAUGGUCGUUUGGAGACAUCAGCCUUUCCUCCGGUUCCUCUGGUCGAUACUCGGUACAGACCGUGACCAGCGACCAAGGAGUCGUGUCUUCUCUGGUGCUGUCCGAGGCGCUGGCGCCAGAUUUUGAGCUGCGCUACAACUGUACUGCUUGGAACAACUUUGGCACUGGCACCGCCUUGGUCGCCCUGAAGGAGCAAGAAGCCCCGCCUAUGUUGUUAAUUGUUGGCGGCUCCGUCGGCGGAGGCAGCGUCCUGCUCAUCUGUGUCAUCGCGCUCGUCUCCAUCUGCUGCAGGCACACUGGCAAAGGUGAGCUCAACGGCAAAAGGUGCACGCGCCUCUCCAAGAGCGACAUCAGAGUUCAAAUAGUUCACAGCGACCACAACGCCACACGCGGCAAUGACGACGAGGAGGACGUCAAGGAGCCGAUGGCGCCAAACAGCAGCGAGUCUCCUGGGACAUCUCGCACAGAACACAGCGACCUCUUGGAAGAGGAGGACGACGAGAGAUCGGACAUCAAGGACCCCACAAACGGCUACUACAACGUACGAGGCCAUGAAGACCGCCACAUCCGCGGCAGUGGCUUCUCGGAGUACGUGCCCAACCCCCGGCCCGUCUACACGCCGUCACAGCUGCCCUCCCCGAGCCCCAUGUACAGCCAGCAUGGCACCCAGCCACGGAUCUACGACUUUGCUCACCGAUAUGCCGCCAACACAGUCACCCAGUCUGCUUACGAGCAGCAGCCCGCCGCCCAGCAGCAACCCACUCAACCCGCCACCAUUUACCCCACCGACCCGCUCUACAGCGGCACCGCUUACUUGCCCGCCACCUACGGCCGCGCCUUCACCAAUUACGUCAAGCCCGCCUCCUACGAGAAAGUGGACGCCUUCGACCAGUCGGACCAAGGCAGCAAGGUGUCCAGCUCAUCCCGCUUCUCUUACGCCUCGUCACAAGUGUCCUCCCAGCAGUCGGACUACGGCCGACCCUCACAACGUAUGCAGACGCACGUUUGAUUAAACAAGAAGUAUCUAACACUAACAAGAACAGAGACGUUCUUAACUUUUGGACAUGUCGGUGCGGGAUCAAACAAAGCUGGAGAUUUCAGCAGAUUGUGAUGUUCAGGUGGAACUUGUAAUUCCAGAGUGGUAUCUUUUCACGAUCCAAACAUCCGGAGAUGUUUGCUCGGCGGACACCUCAACAGUUGACCGUGGUACAGACUAGCUGCAUUCAAGAGUCUUCUUGCAGUUUUUUGCAGCCUGAGACAAACAUCAGCAACAACAAAAAAUGUUUCCUGCUGUUUUUGGUUGGCAUGCGCAAGGAAUUUGAAGCACAUUUGUGUGUCCGUUAUGAAUAAAAGACUGCCAGAGUAACAAACUAACCUGCACAACAGUGGAAUACUUUAACCUGAACUGGAUACUGAAAAACAAACCUGGACUUGCGGACAAAAUAAAUAGUUUGAAGGGGGGAGCGCGAGCCUUGAUUUCAAUUAAAAGACAAUGUGUGGAACAAGAAGGCCAUAGAAACCCAAAGAUGGUGAUUAUUUUACAGGGAGAAAUGUGGGUACUACAUUCCUUGCCCUGGUACUACACUUUUUUUUUUUUUUAUACAGUGUUUUGUGACUGAGAGGGGUAAAAGUAGGGUAUUACCAGAACAAUCAAGUGUGGUAGUUUGGAACAAGGUGGCAAUCUUGAGCUAAACUUGAAUGCGGCGUCAGCAUACUCGACAGUCCUUAAGCGGACGUUUUGCAACUCAAUCAAACGGUCUCAAAAAUGUUUACAAGACGCAGUACUACCCUGGAAAAAAAUCUCUGUACAAAUGGCCGAACCCAUGUUUUUUCUCUGUUGCAUGCAAUCAAUAUGUCUAGUGAAAACCUUCGCUUUUAAGAUUCAUGUUCAUGUUAAAAUAUCUGGGGUCUCAUCUAUAAGACUAUGCAUAGAAUUCUGACUAGAAGCUAGGGUUGUGCCGAUCAUCGGGGGCGGCAUGGCAUAGUGGGUAGAGCGGCCGUGCCAGAAACCUGAGGGUUGCAGGUUCGCUUCCCACCUAUUGACAUCCAAAUCGCUGCCGUUGUGUCCUUGGGCAGGACACUUCACCCUUUGCCCCCGGUGCCGCUCACACUUGUGAAUGAAUGAUGAAUGAAUGAUUGGUGGUGGUCGGAGGGGCCGUGGGCGCAAACUGGCAGCCAUGCUUCCAGGGCAGCUGUGGCUACAGAUGUAGCUUACCACCACCAGGUGUGAAUGAAUGAUGGGUUCCCACUUCUCUGUGAGCGCUUUGAGUAUCUAACAAUAGAAAAGUGUGAUACAAAUCGAAUCCAUUAUAUUAUUAUCUAGGAGUGGAAUCGGUGUAUACCAAUCACAGAACAUUUUCCAAUGUAUUUAUGAUAAGUGCUAUUGACAGUUACCUGUAUCAACACAAUAGUUACGUAUUCUCUUUCUCAGUGUGAAAUAUGUAUGUUCAGCCUCCUCCUCCAGUAAUUAAUUAUACUUAAUGAUACAAUAAAAGGGCUUCACGGUGGAAGAGGGGUUAGUGCGUCUGCCUCACAAUACGAAGUAGUCAGGUUUCAAUCCCGGGCUCGGGAUCUUUCUGUGUGGAGUUUGCAUGUUCUCCCCGUGAAUGCGUGGGCUUCCUCCCACUUCCAAAGACAUGCACCUGGGGAUAGGUUGAUUGGCAACAUUAAAUUGGCCCGUGUGUGAAUGUGAGUGUGAAUGUUGUCUGUCUAUCUGUGUAGGCCCUGCGAUGAGGUGGCGACUUGUCCAGGGUGUACUCUGCCUUCUGCCCGAUUGCAGCUGAGAUAGGCACCAAGGCCCCCCGCGAUCCCAAAGGGAAUAAGCGGUAGAAAAUGGAUGGAUGGAUGGAUACAAUAAAAUGCAGUAUAUUUGCCUUUAUGGAGGUAUUUUUGUUAGCUUAGAGGAGAGGCUUAUAGAGACAUAGUUAGCUGCUGGCCGCUUAUCAGCUGGGGAACUAUAAACAAACAGUAUCAGUCAGAGGGGAUCUGCAAUAGAAUGCAUAAAAUGGGCAAUGGCCAUAACAUACUUUUUCACGAAAAUCGGCCGAUACUGAUCGGUACAUCCCUAUUAAAAGCCUUCCAUUCCAAUAAAUAGUUGUGUUUUUAUAGCUCAUUAAAAACCCAGUUCGAAACUUUUCGGCCAUGUUUGGUACGAACGUAAGCUUUAUAGAUGAGACCGGUUGGAUUCUUCAUUGUGGAUGUUUCAGUAUGGAUGCCUGUACUGCCAUUUGCCGCUUGUUGCCAGGCAGCCUGACAACAGAACAAAUUACACGAAAUAUUGAGGAGGCAAACAUCAUCGCUUGUCUUUAUUUUUAUAUUUUAUAUAAGCCUUAAUGUACAGUGUGUAAGCCGCUCUAUUGUAAAGUAUCUUUAUAUAUUAUGCAUUUUGGUUGACUUCAUUUGGAUCCACACAUUUUCUUGCUUAGUUUAUCAAUCAUUCAAUGUUGUUUUUUUGGAUCACAACUAAUUGCUCGUCCAUUCUUUUUAAAUAACGUAUUAAGAAUUUUAUUUGCUACAAAUGAGCUACCAUUUGCUUGUAUCUUUGUACACAUAUUUAUAUUUAAAUAAAAACAUUUCCGAUAAAAAAUAAAAAGAAGCGCUUUG
Molecule: messenger RNA, 5366 nt
Organism: Nerophis ophidion (straightnose pipefish)
Lineage: Eukaryota; Metazoa; Chordata; Actinopteri; Syngnathiformes; Syngnathidae
Gene: kirrel2
Product: kirre like nephrin family adhesion molecule 3, like
Exons: 15
Coding region: 496-2772 (758 amino acids)
Biological process (GO): cell-cell adhesion
Cellular component (GO): cell-cell junction
Molecular function (GO): cell adhesion molecule binding
Source: RefSeq, a predicted model, not a curated record